Molecule: messenger RNA, 885 nt
Organism: Camellia sinensis
Lineage: Eukaryota; Viridiplantae; Streptophyta; Magnoliopsida; Ericales; Theaceae
Source: RefSeq, a predicted model, not a curated record
AUGAAUGUGAAGGUGCCUAAGGAAGCCAGCCCUACUAAUAUGCCAAGUGGAGCUCCGUGCCCGGAGGAGGAAAUACACCUGAAAGUCGAUUCAGGUUUGCAAGUUCUUUGCUUGCUUUUGAAGUUGUCAUCUAAUCUAAAUAUUCCUUUGGUGGGAAAAAUUACGAAACCCAUUAACAUGACAGUAAAUUUGCCUUGGGCGACUGCAAAAAGUCUACCUGAGAUGUCUAGAAUGGCAACAAACCUCAACGAAGGCCUUAAAUCUGAAUGUGAUGUUUUGGGAGAGGACAUAACAAAUCCCAUUGUAGAGGAAAUAAUGAUUCCUUCAGUGUCAACCCUUUGUAAUGUUGGAGUGGAAUUUUGUCUCUCCAAUGGUGAUAUUAGCAGCAUUAAGUUUGACAAGAAGAAGAAGAAGUUUUACCUCCCUCACCUCAAAUUGAAUGUCAACUCUGAAGUAAUCACUAGAAACUUGGUUGCAUUCGAAGCUUCGAUAUCAAACUUCCUUGUUCUUGGACGAUACACUGAGCUAAUGAAUGGGAUAAUCGAUACCGCUGAGGACGCAAAAUUGCUUAAGAAAAAGGGAAUCAUCGAAUACAGUCUAAAAACUGAUGCUGAGGUUGCCCAACUCUUUAAUGGGAUAACUAGAUCCAUUCGACCCUCAAAGGUGCCAUAUAUUGAUAUCGCCAUUGAAGAUGUCAACAAGUAUGACUUUGGUACAAGGAAGGUUAAGGUAUAUAUGUGUAUGAAGAAGUAUGUGUAUGGUUCUUGGCAGAUUCUUACUCUUCUUGCUGCUGUUUUGGUCGUGUUGCUAAUGGGUAUGCAGUCAUUUUGCUCAGUUUAUAGUUGCCCACGCUUUUUUAACGUUAGCAAUGAUCUUGGUAAGUGA